This is a messenger RNA of Rhopilema esculentum, 5355 nucleotides long. RefSeq names its product adenylate cyclase type 9. Gene Ontology annotation, molecular function: adenylate cyclase activity. NCBI's taxonomy places the organism in Eukaryota, Metazoa, Cnidaria, Scyphozoa, Rhizostomeae, Rhizostomatidae. The record is from RefSeq and is a predicted model, not a curated record. Gene Ontology annotation, biological process: adenylate cyclase-activating G protein-coupled receptor signaling pathway; intracellular signal transduction; cyclic nucleotide biosynthetic process. Gene Ontology annotation, cellular component: plasma membrane.
CUAAGAUUUGAGGAAGGCUUAUCUUGUAUUUGCAUUAACGAUACACCGUGCCGCCGUAACUUGGCCGCAAAAUACUUUCCAUCUGUCUAGAAAUUGUAAAAGUCAAGGAUUUUUCAGAGUUGUGGGAAGAAGUUGCUAUCCGAGUCGUUUUCGAUGUUGCCUCUUACCUAGUCUGAUUCUGACUGAUAUGCAGCUAAUGUGUUUCAAAGAUGCUAGGCCAUCACGGAUUUGAGCAUGUCGGCAGGUAAAUACAGACAUCUUAACCUACACUGUACUGGCGUGCAUAAUAUUGAGUAUUCCUGUUCAUAUCGUUGUUGUACUGGCUUACAAUAAUUUUCUUUUCGCGCAAGUAAUCAUAUUUAUUUAUUUUUUUUGUUCAAGAAAUCUAUUUUGGUUUCGCACGAGUUCCCAUGACUUGGGCAAAGACACAAGUACUGACCCGAUCAACAUCUUCAGAUUGCUGUUAAUUUCUUCCAUUCUUAACUAGAGAGUUAAGCCGGGAUGUAUUCUAGUGCAAACAACAGCAGUACGAUAUCUGAAGGGAAUGAGUCUCCUCCACCCUCGAGAACUUCGUUUCAGACGCAUCUUGAUCCGAACUCGAAAACAGACAAGCCUUCGUUUUCUUCCCAUGUUGACACACGCGAAAGGAAGGGCAUCCUUCCACUUCUCUUCGAAAGGGCAUCAAAUAGGAUAUGGGAUCCGUCAUUUGACUCAAAAGUUUUGGAGAGCGAGUUUAGGCGAUUUGUCGUUGUCGUUGAUAGAAUACGUUUCAAAUCGGCUGCUCUCUAUGUUGCAACUGCCGCUCUCAUACUAACUAUCUAUUUCGGAGUUACCAGAGGGAUCAGUGGCUCGGGAAAAAAAUUGAUGAUAGGAAGUGGUGCGACUAGCCUGAUAUCAUUUUGCUUCUUUCUCCUGACGAAAUUCACAAAUCUGUACCGAAAGCCAAGGGAAGCUAUUUUCAUAUCGUUGGUGUUUGUCUUGUUGAUCGUCACAGUAGAAGUGCUGUCAUUCUACCAAAUCACUGAUAAGGAGUUAACAUAUGCAUCUCGAUUUACAUUGGCUACGAGCAUAAUUCUACUUGUCUAUACUUUAAUACCUGCACUACCAAUGUAUGCUUGCUUGCUUAUUGCCACAUUCUACUCGGUGGCCCAUGAAGUGAGUGCUGCAGUCAAUGACAAGAAGACAUUUGGGGACCUUACAUCAACUGAAAUUGUAACUAGAGUAUUUCUCCACCUUGGCGUGCAUCUGAUUGGACUUGCCAUGUUUUUCAUGGCUCAAGUGAAAAAAAGAAGUACAUUUUGGAGGGUUGGUCAAAGCAUUGUUGCUAAAAGGGAUCUGGAAAUAGAGCAAAGGGCAAAAGACAGAAUGAUAAGAUGGGUGAUGCCGAAAGUGGUGGCCGAUUGGCUAAUUAAAGAUGGCCUACAAAGGAUCAAGAUAAGAGGUGUGUCAGAGCCAAAGGUGCCAUUCAGACCUUUUAAUAUGGACAGGGUCGAGAAUGUCAGUAUUCUGUUUGCAGAUAUUGUUGGGUUUACAAAGAUGUCUUCAAACAAAUCUGCAGAGACAUUGGUGAACCUCCUAAAUGAUCUGUUUGGUCGUUUUGAUGAACUAACUGAUAUUAAUAAUUGUGAAAAAGUGAGCACUUUAGGGGAUUGUUAUUAUUGUGUGGCAGGUUGUCCUGAGAAAACAAGGUACCAUGCCAUAUGUUGUGUUGAAAUGGGCCUUGAUAUAGUUGAGCAAAUAAAGAAGUUUAGAGAGGAGACAAAGGAAGAUGUGGAUAUGAGAGUUGGCAUUCACACUGGUAGUGUUUUGUGUGGUAUUGUUGGAAACAGAAGAAGAAGAUUUGAUGUUUGGUCUAAUGAUGUAACAAUUGCAAAUCGUAUGGAAGCAUCAGGCAGGCCAGGCAAAGUUCACAUAUCAGAAAGCACCUUGAAGUUCCUUGAAAAUCAAUAUGUUGUGGAAAAGGGUGAAGGAAUUAGCAUUAACAAAGAUGGACAACUGUUACCCACAUAUUUUAUCGUUUCAAGAAAGAAUGGUGUUUCUGGAAACAAGCCUUGGCAAAGGGAAAAGGCCCAUAGAGAUUCAGAUUCAAGUUUAAGGCAGGCAAUAAAAAGUGGAAUGAACCCAAAUAGAGAUGACCAUGGAAAGAAAGUUAAGCAUGAAAGCCAAAUAUGUGUUUCACCAAAAAAUGAUAAAGUAAGUCCAAAUGAAGUUGCUUUUUAUAUUGAUGAUGGUGAAGAUAUGGAAGCAUAUCAGCAACAAAUGCUUAGGCAAAAGUCCUACUCGGUUGCAGAAGAUGAUUCUAUUGAGCUUAAUUUUCUUGGAAAGUCUCAAGGAGGGGCACAGUCCCCACCAUCUCCCCCUAAGCCUCAACUUCGAAUUGCUCAGAAUUUGGCAAAGACUCCAUUACCAUUUCAAAGACUGAAUGCACAAUUGAACUUCACCUUAAAUGAUGCUUUUAUGAGAGAUGCUUUGAGGGAUUUGAAUGACCAGCAACUUGUGAAGUUAAUGCGAAGAAAACAGACACAGAAGGAGUAUUUUACCAAUCCACCUUUGACAGUAGUGAAGCAAAAUUUCAAGAUAGAGGCUUUAGAAGCAAAAUAUAGAAAAGAGUGCUUCAAAGACUUUAAGCUACAUCCAAAAGUAACAACCUUUGCUUCACCAAAGAUUCAUUUCUUCUUUGAUGUCAUAACAGCUUCCCUGUUAUUUCUAGUCAAUCUGAUUGUGUGCUAUUUAAUAUUCUCACCUCCUCCAGCAACCUUAGUUAUUUUGUCACCAAUUGUUGGAGUAGUAAUGCUAAUUUUGUUGCUGGUAAGAUGUGUGCGAGCAUCUGCAAUGGCAGCAUGUUGUCCAAGCAAGAAGUGUGCAGAGCCUCUCUCAGAUUUUGACAAAGAAAACAGCACAUCAAGUCAGACAAGCCACAGUGAAUUGCAUCAAGGCAGACACAGCAUUGGGCGCUUGAGCAUUGAUGGAACUAUGAGCAUUGAUGCAAGUAAACGCAAAAGAACAUUCAAAGAGGCAUUUACAGAAUUGACAACGUCACUCUGGUUUAAAUCCCAUGUUUUUGGUGCCUUCAUGAUGUGUCUUCCCAUUUUUGUCACCUUUGCAACUUUGCAUGAUUGUCAAAAGAAUGGCUGGACCAGAAAAGAGUUUGAGCUUUUCAGCAAUCUGAUAACAGUUGGACUCCUGUACUUCUGCAGCUUCACACAAUUGUCAUACAUCAUGAAAUCUUCCUUAGCAUUAGUUGUUUCUGUGGUUUUCUGCAUACUCUUGAGACUAGUGUCAGGCUCAAUCUGUAUCAAAAAAAGUAGCGAAGCAGAUCAUACCAGUGCCAAUGAUAUAAUUGUAUCAAUUAUGAUACAGAUGAUUCUAGUGAUUUGGAUAAAUCGCUUACAUGAGGGCGGUGUUAGGGUUAACUACUUUGGUGACAGAGAAGCUGCAGAAAAGAAGAACAAUGCAUCUGAUCAGAAAAGAGUUGCAGAUUCACUUUUAGUGGACAUGUUUCCUCGCCAUGUGUCUGAGCAGCUAAGGUACAAAAGUCACUGUUCUAGGAACUAUGAUAAUGUUGGUGUUCUUUUUGCAACAAUUGUUAAUUUUGGAGAGUUCUAUGAAGAGAAUUUCGCUGGUGGCAUCGAGUGUAUCAGAAUACUGCAUGAAUUGGUUGCAGAUUUUGACAAAGAGCUUGAUAAGUUUGAUGACCUGGAGAAGAUCAAGACAGUGCAUGGUACAACAUUCAUGGCAGCAUCUGGCCUUUGUGUUCCCGACAAUAACAACACCGGCAACUGUGAGCCUACACAUCCACAUCUUCACUUGAAAAACUUGAUAGACUUUGCAUUAGCCAUUUUCAGGGUUCUGAACGAGUUUAACAGCAACAUGCUUGGCUUCAACUUUUUUCUGAGGUGCGGAUUCAAUGCAGGACCUGUCACAGCUGGGGUUAUUGGGACCACAAAGCCCCAGUAUGAUAUAUGGGGUGACACAGUCAACUUGGCAAGCAGAAUGGAUAGCACGGGUGUACCAGGCAGAAUCCAGAUGCCAGAAAAGUCAAUGGAGAUGCUGACUGAUUUCUUCACAUUUGAAGAACGUGGUUUUGUCUAUGUUAAAGGAAAGAACAACAUGAGGACACAUCUACUUUGUGACAGAAUACCAGGGACAGAAAGCAGCCAAGCUACACCAGAUGUCCCCAUUACUUAAUCAGCCUAGGAUUCUUCUUGGCCAGUUCUUUUUAAAACGAAGCCACUUAAUUUAAGAUAGCUGCUUCACAUUCUGGUGAACUGUAAGUGGUGAAAACCGUUGAUCGUAAAUAUUACUGUUUUCUUUGUCUCCGGUGACGUGCAAUCAUGCUGCAUACUUCCCGAGGGAUCCUGCGAGUUAUCCUGAGAUUUCCCGAGAGUUCUUCCGAGAUUCUCCUGGUCAGCAGUUGCCGCGGACAAUAGUGAUUUUCCUCUGUUGUGCUCCUGCUCAUCGACAGCAAUCGUGCGCAUCUAUACAUUGUUUAAUUGUAUGAUGGUGAGGACAUUUAACUAACAUUUAACUAAGCUGUAGAGGGUUUUUAAAUUACAUUAGAAGUAGUUAAGCAUUCAUUUUAGAGUAUAUAUUAGAUUAGAAUAAGGGAUUGCUAAAGCUGUAAAAAAGUAAUGCAUUGCGUAAAUCUGAAGGCUUUAGAGAAGAAAAAUAUAGUUAGCUUUUUUCAAUUAUCGUGGCAGUCGAAAGCAUUUUCAAAACUAAGAUAGUGGCCAUCCAAAAAAGGGUACUUCGUGCAUAAAUGCAUUUUAAAAUGUUGUCCAUGCUGCUCGAACUUUUCUCGAACGCCACUGUUAACGAUGUCGGUGUGCAGUCAUCAGGGUGGGUAUCACAAGCAUUCACCCCAAACCAGGUACACACCCUGCCACUGAUCCUAAAUAUCACUUCAAAUCAGUUUGGGGGCCAAUUUUCGUAAGCAUACGUGGUUCUCAAAGUCUUUUCUAUUCUCAUCCCGGCCAACUUCUUUGCCAAGGGUAUCAAUAUUGCAUUAUUUUCGUAUUUUUUUUUAUUUUCAUCUUUUAGAAAUAACGUCAUAUUUGUUUUAUGUAUCAAUUUGAGAAACCGUGUAACUAGAAAUGAACUUAAACUUCAUUAACUGUAGUAUGGAUAAUAUAAGAAGAUUCCUACAGUUUGCUAGUUAUAAAUCGAUCUUUUUGAAUUAGCUUAUUAAUAGAUUUAACAUUAUUUAUUAUUGCUCCUAAAUACUUCGGAUAAUCUUAAAUAAUACGUCAGAUACGUUUUAAGUUCUUUUGAGGCUGCUAGCAAGCGGUCUCCUCUGGCAUUAACCUUUUGUGAUGAACAUUGACAGACUACUUAUAAACAAGACCCAAUCUUGAA